UCAUUCACCAACUAGACUUCUUCUCAGCAAGCAGCAGAUUCCACUUUGGACAUUCUUAAUCGCUCCGAUUAACUGGCCGGACCAACAACCAAGGAAAAGCCAGUGGUUCUUUCUUUGAUGCUUUUUUGUCAUCAUCAUAUUUACAAAAGUUGUUUGCAGCAGUUUGUAUCUAAACAAUUGUCUCAGAGGUGGAAUUUUUAAUUGUCUGUCUUCUCAUCUCAUCAUUUUCGAGUCAAAACCAAGUCCGGAAUAGAUAAGAAUCAUGCCGUGUCCAUUCAUAACGCGACUGCCGACAUCCUUCGUGCGAAACUAUGGGGGGAGCAUUCUUAAAAAGUAUGGCGAAUCUUGUCCCGUCAUUAGUCGAGCGAUGUCAUCUUUGCCAGCGGCGAACCGUAGCGAGGCUACGGAGGGUAGUGGCGAGGCGGCUUGUCCCUACAAAAAGGCAAGUGAUGCUGUCGCCACGGACAUCAAGGGAAAUGGGACGCCAACGGCUACUACUGGUUUGAAGGGGUCGUUCCCAUAUGAGACGUUUUUUCAUGAGCAAAUCCUCCGGAAAAAGAAUGAUCAUUCGUACCGCAUCUUUAAGAAGGUGAAUCGGUCCGCGACGAAUUUUCCAAGUGCGACGGAAUUCUCGUGGGGCAAGAAACCAAUUACGGUGUGGUGCUCGAAUGACUACUUGGGGAUGUCGUGUCACCCAGCGGUCAAGGAGGCUGUGUGGGAAGCUUUGCAAAAUCAUGGCGCUGGUGCUGGCGGGACUCGGAACAUUUCUGGAAAUUCUGUUUUUCAUGAAACUCUUGAAAAAGAGUUGGCCUCUCUCCACCAGAAGCCAUCCGCCUUGCUUUUCACGUCCUGCUACGUGGCGAACGACUCGACCCUGUUCACUCUGGCGAAAUCUCUUCCUGGCUGCCACAUUUUCUCCGACGCUGGCAAUCACGCCUCCAUGAUUCAAGGAAUUAAAAACUCUGGCGUUCCGAAGCAUAUCUUCAAGCAUAACGAUCCCUCGGAUUUGGAAGCUCUGUUGAAAACAGUGGAUAUAAAAACUCCGAAGAUCGUAGCCUUUGAAACCGUUCAUUCCAUGACGGGAGCCGUUUGUCCGUUGAAAGAGUUGUGCGAGGUGGCUCACAAGUAUGGGGCCAUCACCUACAUCGACGAAGUCCAUGCCGUCGGACUUUACGGGGAACAUGGGGCCGGGAUUGGCGAGCGAGACGGUCUCCUGGAUAAAAUGGAUAUCAUCUCGGGAACUUUGGGCAAAGCGUUCGGAAACAUUGGAGGUUACAUUGCCGGGAGUGAGAAUCUUGUCGACAUGGUGCGAAGUUAUGCUGCGGGAUUCAUCUUUACGACAUCCCUUCCUCCAACCGUCCUUUGCGGAGCGUUGGCUGCCGUACGAAUUUUGCGAUCUGACGAAGGACGCGAACUCAGGGCUGUUCAUCAGUCCAAUGUCCGCUAUCUGAGGCAGAGUCUCAUGGACGCUGGAAUUUCUGUGGAACACACUCCGUCCCACAUUAUUCCGGUUUAUAUUGGAAACCCAUCUCUCAGCUCUCAACUGUCUGACGAACUCAUCCAACGGAAGGGUCACUAUGUCCAAGCCAUCAACUAUCCGACGGUGCCACGGGGUCAAGAAAAGUUGCGAAUUGCUCCCACCCCCCACCACACGAGGGCCAUGAUGGACGUCUUUGUGGCCGACUUGGUCGAAGUGUGGCAAGAUUUGGGCAUCCCUUUGAAACCGGCAUGUUCCCAGGAGUGCCAAUAUUGCAAAAAACCGGUUCUAUUUACCACCUUGGAAUCCAGGACUAGGAAAUCCUUCCCCGAGGAACGAUCCAACCUUGCCGAAAUGACGGCACAACUUUGCAGCAUUCCAAACUGUCCUCAAAUUGCAAUUUCUGCCUAAUGAACUUUUCAUGGAAAAUAAUAGAAUCAAUUUUUUUGUGUUGCAUUUUUAACACUUGUGCACACGUCAUUCUGGUUUUUUGGAAAUAUAUAGUAUGUAGUUUAUCCUCAAAAGUAUUGUGAAAUAAUUCGCCAAGAUAGAACCCUGUCCGAAAUAAAUUGUGAUAUUCGACCAAAUUAUAAACCACCUGAGAUUUCAGAAAUUAAAGAAAAUAAAUAUAUACCUUUGUUCGAUCUUAAAAAAUGA
Folsomia candida is the source of this 2134-nucleotide messenger RNA. RefSeq names its product 5-aminolevulinate synthase, erythroid-specific, mitochondrial (gene Alas). Gene Ontology annotation, molecular function: pyridoxal phosphate binding; 5-aminolevulinate synthase activity. Gene Ontology annotation, biological process: heme biosynthetic process; hemoglobin biosynthetic process; erythrocyte development. The transcript has 8 exons. Bases 263 to 1888 code for a protein of 541 amino acids. The record is from RefSeq and is a predicted model, not a curated record. Gene Ontology annotation, cellular component: mitochondrial matrix; mitochondrion. Lineage: Eukaryota; Metazoa; Arthropoda; Collembola; Entomobryomorpha; Isotomidae.